GCCCGGGCGGAACCGCGCCGCCCGGGGCGCGCCGGGCUGCGGGCGGGCUCGGCGCUCCCAGAAUUUACACAGAAGAGUGAUUAAAAAUUAAAAUGUCUUACAAGAUUUAAUAAGGCUCACUAGAGGCUGGAAAUUUCCUCGCAGAAGCUGAGAACCAGAAAAAGAACAGUCAUUGGAAACCUGAGUAGGAAACAAGCUGAAACAUGAGAUAUACUGCACAAUCUUGAAGUGAUAAUAUUAAAAUGCAGAUUUGGCUCCUGUUUGAGCUGAAACAAGAGGCCUUGAAUGCCCAGCCUUUGGGGUAACAAAGGGCAUGAAGACAGGUGACCCCAGCCAGGUGAAUGAACAACGGGGAAUAACAGCGGAGCUGGUGAUUGCCGACCUUUUGGAUAAGGUGACGCCAAUGCGAUGGACAAGCACGGAGUGGGAAGGCAGGAGGAGAAGGAAGAGCGGGACCGACGCCCCGGGGAGACUAUGAGGUUAUAAAACCCCGGGGGUUCUUGGGCUUGAGGGGCUUGGAUGUGUUUGGGCGCGCACUGUUCUUCCGCUGGCCAUGCUGCUGAGGUCUAGUGUGUAACAGAGAAAGGCGCCAGCGAGUCAGGAGCAAGGCCGGGGGUCCGGUCUUUGCGAAGCCGCUCGCUUUCCUUGUAGCCCUGGUUCCCGCAAGCCCAGGAGCGCGGGCGGCGGAGGCGCCGCUCCGUGCGGGGCAGAGCUCGGCGCCCUCGGCCCCGCCCGGCCCUGCUCCCUGCGGUGCUCUCCCGCCCGCUGCUCCUUUCGGUUUUCGUUUUCCUUCUGGCGCGGCGCGGGCGGUGCUGCGGGAAACGAAACUGGGCGGAGUCGGCGCGGCGCGAAAGGGUCCUCGGCUACCGGAGCGUCGGCAGCAGCUCGGAGCAUCUGUUGAAGAUUGUGUCAAAAUGGAUUGUGAGUAUUUCGCGAAUAUCAACCAUUACCGUCAAAUACAUAAAGCUACAGUGGUUUAUGACACCAUCAAUAUGACGGGCCCAUCUCAUGAUCCUGAGUUCACAGUUGUGGUCAAAAUAAAUGGUAAGGAAUAUGGCACAGGCACUGGUAAAAGUAAAAAAGAAGCAAAAGCAGUAGCAGCAAAAGAAACAUGGAAAAUGAUUGAGAAACAGGAGAGUCCCUCAAAUACGGCAGCUGCAGAGUUAAGGACAACUCAAACAACCUCAUCACCUCCACUAGACGAAGAUUAUGUCAGCCUAUUAAAUACCUAUUCACAAAAGAAUUCUCAAAUGGUUGAUUACACUAACAGAACUCGUACCGGAGAUGCCCAUGCUCCCAUAUAUUCUGUUAGCUGUACAAUUAAUGGUCAUGUGUAUGGAAGGGGCACUGGACGUUCCGUAGUUGCUGCAAAACAAGCUGCUGCAAAAGAAGCAUAUGAGAAGAUAAAUAAGGAAAGCUCUCUGACAGUGGAAACUGAAAGAUCUAAUGUCAGUUGUACAUCUUACUCAGAAAACAGCAUUUGCUUUGAUGACUCAGCUGCAAAGUUGGAAGAAAAUAUGAAAGACAUGGCGAUUUGUGACAAGCCUUCAUCUACUCAGAGAAAUGCACGAAGUGCUAUCCCGAAGCCCAUAAGAAUAUUGGCAGCUAAUUUUGCCAAUGUAAGAAACAAGGAAGAAGAAAAAACUACGUCAGAUUCAAAUGAAAGUUUGCCAGGCAUGGACACAAAUACUGGAGAAGAGAAUGGGAGACCACACACUGUCAAUAACACAUUUCUCGAUCUUUUUGAAAACAUAGAGCCUAUUGAUAAAGGUGGUUAUGGGACUGUUUUCAAGGCAACAUCGAAGUCUGAUAAGACAACCUAUGCAAUCAAACGAGUUGAAUUCACAGAGAAAGUAGAGCGUGAAGCAAAGGGACUUGCAAUUCUUACACAUGAGAACAUAGUGCGGUAUCAUUGCAGCUGGCGAGGGUAUGACUAUAUAAAGAACCGAGAUACAAGCAAGAAUUCAGGCAAAGAAACCCUCUGUCUUUUCAUCCAAAUGGAAUUCUGUGAACAAGGGACAUUGGAAACGUGGAUUACAAAAAAUAGUGAAAACCGACAGUAUCAUACAAUGGCACAAAACAAAUUUUUACAAAUAGUAAAAGGAGUGGAAUAUAUUCAUUCUAAAGGCCUAAUUCAUCGAGACCUCAAGCCUCAGAAUAUAUUCAUAUCCCGUGAUGAUAAAAUAAAAAUAGGUGACUUUGGUCUUGUGACUUCUGUGACAUAUGAGACUCUGACUGAGUACAAAGGAACAAAAUCGUAUAUGGCACCAGAACAGUUUGGGACCAAAUAUGGAAAGGACGUAGAUAUUUAUGCACUGGGAUUGAUUUGGUUUGAAAUUCUUUCGGCAUUUACUGCUCAUGAAAAAUCUAGGGUAUGGCCUUCUAUUAGAGAAGGUAGGCUUCCAGAGAGCUUCACCAAUCGAUUUCCGACAGAGGCAUCCACAAUCAAAAAGAUGCUUUCAACAUCAGGAAGAAUUACUAUAUCUCAUUUAUUUGACAUUGUUAAGUCUGUUGAUAGAGAGAAGGCACUUAAAAAUUAUUCUUGUUAAGUGUCCUUUCACACUGUGUUUAAAGCCAGAGUUUGAUGAAUUUAUUACAAUUGAUGAAGUGACAACAGAUGUCAGAAGCAACAGCAAGGCUUGGGGCAUAUCUGUUCCUCGGCCACAUGACCAUUCACGUCUGCCAGCUGUAACCAGGACAGGGCACUUUGCAAGAAAUCAUGUGCAAUUUUUACCUGGAAAUAUGGGUUGUGGAUGAGUUGGACUGUUUUGUACAAAAAGUAAUAGAAUCCAGUCCUUUUUCCCUCAAAGAUUAUGUUGAUGUGCUAAAGUGCUAACUGGGCUGUGGCAAAUCCCUGCAUGUGCUGCAUCCAUUGUCCCUUAUGGUUAUCUGUUGCUUUCUGUGGAAGAAGUGCUGUGUCUGGUAUGUGACUCAAACCUUUCUGAUUUGUUCAGUGAUACUUUCAAUAAUUCCUGGAAUUCCCCCAUUAAUACCAAGACUAGUUUUGGCAGAAAAUAUACAAGUAAUAGGUGAAUGUUAUUCCUCACUGAAUUUCAGUAUUUUAAGGCACGUCUUCUCAUCUCUUCACAGCUGCUGCUGACCUAGCACCUUCAAUGCUCCAGAAUUUAAACUUGUAAAAUAAGGAUUUCUUAAAAAUUUAAAUGUUAAACAUUCAGCUUCUAGGAAAUAUAAUUUAGGACAAAUCUCAGUUUUUGAAAACUUUAGGUUUUGAUGGCUGUCCUUUUUGGAAAGGAACACUCAAGGUGCUUUUAAUAUAGGAAAAUUCUCCAAUUGCCUCAGUAAUAAUAAUUUGAAAUCCUAGGCUGAGAGAGCACUUUAAACAUUCCCAUGCUUCUAGGUUUUAGUCCCUUAUUGUAAUACUGAGGCAUUCCUAACCCUUAAUAACUGUACUGAGUACCUCUAGUGUGCCCACUGCCAGCCUCACAGAAGGGAACAGCAGGUUCUCUGCUACUCUUCAUUUAUAUCCUUCAGAGUUCAGCCUUGCCUGAACUCAAAGUACUGUGUAUGGUGUGGGGAGCACGGUGAAAAGACAGGCACAUUGGACAUUCAGAUGCUUGUCUUUGAGCUCUAUCUUGUCAAACUGAUGUGGGGCCAACAAAACUCCAUAAGGGAAAAUGAGAAGAGAUUUCUAAGCAAAAAAAAAGGUAAAGUGGGUGACUGCUCUAAAAGAAGUAAUACAUAUGAAUUUAUUUAUAUUCUUAGGGAAAUUACUGAUGUUCUGGUGCAAGUGUUAGUUGCCAAAUAAGAAUGUGAUUGUACAUACUUUUGUAAGGCCUUACACUGUUUUCUUUUUUUUCUUUAUCAAGAAUCACAUAUAUAGAAUCAUAGAAUGGUUUGGGUUGGAAGGGACCUUAAAGAUCAACUCCCCUGCCCUUGGGGACACUUUCCAGUAGAUGACAUUACCUAAAGACUUGUUCAACCUGGCUUUGAACGCUGCCCACAAUGAGGUAUCCGUAGCUUCUCUGGGAAACUUGUUCCAGUGCUUCAUUACCUUCACAGUAAAGAAUUUCUUCCUAGUAUCUAAUACCAACCUUUUACUUCAAAGCCAUUCUCCCUUGUCCUGUCACUACAUGCCCUUAGAAAAAGCCUCCCUCCAGCUCUCUUGGCAUCCCCCUUUAUGUACUGAAAGGCUGCUCUAAGGUCUCCCCAGAGCCUUCUCUUCUCCAAGCUGAACAACUCCAACUCAAGCAACUCCAUUUGCCAGUUCCCUCAGGACCAGUGAGUGCCUGUCAGCAGGUCCCAAGGACUUGUGCACCUCUAGGUUCUGCAGAUUUUCUUGAAUCUGCUCUUCUCCUUGACAUCCCUGACCAGACUGAAUUCCAUCAGGGCUUUAUGCUUUCCUAACCUUAUCCUUGACUGGAAUUCAUAAAGUAUUUCAUUACUCUGAACUAAUUAGUAUUUCUUUGCAGUGGUCAAGAUCUGAGAGAAAUUAUAUAUCCUUACAGAAAAAAUACUACUAUUCCUGCUUUUUUUUCUCUUUAAUCUAUUGGGAUAAAAUUAACAUGUAGUUGGAUUUGAUGGUCUUAAAGGUCUGUUUCAACCUAAACAAUCCUAUGAGAGUAUUCAUAAUAUGAAAAUUGAUGUGUGCCAAUCUUUUUGAUGCAUUUCUUUUACAGUUUUUGGACAGAGUGAAAUGGUAUCAUUAGUAAUAGUAUCACUUGAAAUAGUGUCUUGCUGUACUGAGUUUGUCUCAGUAGUUUUUGAUACAUUUUCUCUGCAUAGUAUUUGUAUACUUCAUUAAUUUUUUAUAAAUGGUUAUAGUAGUGACUGCUGUUAAAAAAAGGUCUAAAUUAUAAAAUGUCAAUUAAAAUAUAUUAUGUAAAAAAAUGAAAACCCAUCAUUAUGAUCUAAUUCUAUUUAAUGAUGGAAAAUAUGCACCUUUAUAUGUAACAAAAAAUUGGUUCAUAUACAAAAAAAUUGAUAUUACUGUCAUGUUGCACAAGCUUUUUUCCCCCCACCAACUUUUAAGAUAGUAAGCAAAACCAGUCUGAUAUUUAGGCAUCUCUCUAAAGAUGAACAAGCCCUGUUUAACACUUUAUGUAAUAAAGUGAUUAGCCAGUA
This is a messenger RNA of Oenanthe melanoleuca, 5082 nucleotides long. It is a transcript of the gene EIF2AK2, whose product is annotated as eukaryotic translation initiation factor 2 alpha kinase 2. Gene Ontology annotation, molecular function: ATP binding; protein kinase activity. NCBI's taxonomy places the organism in Eukaryota, Metazoa, Chordata, Aves, Passeriformes, Muscicapidae. Bases 915 to 2549 code for a protein of 544 amino acids. The transcript has 19 exons. Gene Ontology annotation, biological process: protein phosphorylation. The record is from RefSeq and is a predicted model, not a curated record.